Actinia tenebrosa (Australian red waratah sea anemone) is the source of this 3465-nucleotide messenger RNA. RefSeq lists its product as uncharacterized. The record is from RefSeq and is a predicted model, not a curated record. Lineage: Eukaryota; Metazoa; Cnidaria; Anthozoa; Actiniaria; Actiniidae. Gene Ontology annotation, molecular function: protein binding.
UGUUUGCAAACAUACAACACGUGUAUUUUUAAAUUCCCAGCCAAAUUGACGGAGCUCACGAACUUAAAUCGUUAACAUUCUAGUUUUUGUAACAACUAAUAUGAGAUGAAAAUGUUAUCAUUGGAUGGCGUUAGACUACUAUGUAUACAGCACCUGUCGCAAUAAUCCGCUAAAAUGUUCAGGACACCAUAACGACUCCUCGCUAAGAAAAUAUCUUUCAAGUAACAGUGUUGUAAAGCCUAAGCUCUCCUCGACGGUCUGGUUUCUUCGCUCGGUUGAAGUUAAAGUUUCAAGGUCGUACGAAAACUUGCUAGGCUGGUGUGGAAUACAUUGAUAUGAAAGUAUAAAACAGUGAAGCUGACUUGCAAUGGCUGACAAGGACUCAUUAGGGCCUGAAGCUCUUCUUCGAGCGAGCAGCGACUGUAAAUACCGUCUUAUCAGGCUACUAAUUGAAGGAGGAACGCUCACAAAUGUACGAAAUGAGAAUCAAGAAACUCCACUCAUCUUAGCCUGUAAGUCAGAAAGCGAGGAAAAAGAAAAAGUCGUCGAUUAUCUAAUACGAAAACGAGUGAAAGUCAAUCUACAAGAUAUCCAUGGAAGGACUGCAUUGAUGCAUGCUUGCUUAACCAACUCGUCGGAUAAUAUAAUACGAAUGUUAGUCAACUCGAAAGCAAAUCCGUGGUUAGUAGACGAGGGUAAUAACACAUCGUUUGAUUAUGCUAUCAACGCAGGGAACAUUGGAGCUGUUAAACUAAUGAUUCAAGCGUGCAGAGAGGGAAAGAUUUUGACAAAACCAGGGAGCUUCAAUAUCGARAUGAAAAAAUUGGAAGAUCGUUUAGACGAAAUGCCGGAAAUAAGAAAGUGUUCGUGGCCUCUAAUGGGGCCGAGAAUUUCCACAGGAAAAGAAAAGAGAAACACAAAUCAAUCUAAUCUUCUUGCUGUCAGUGAAGUCGACGAAUUUACUGAAAGUCCCACACGUGAAAGACGGCGAAAGAGAUCCAUAUGCCAUUUCGAUCCUAUAGGACUAGAAGCAAGCGAAGGAUCUAGCGAAGGCGAGUCUACUACGAAGCCAUUACGAAGGGCUUCGUUGGCCUCCGCAAGCCGGUCGGCGUCCGAAGACGAGCGAAUAAGUCUUCAUUUUUCGGAUUCGGAUAAUUCGUCGUUUGAUCGCUCGUCGACGAAUUUCUCGAGUUUGGAGAAAUUACUGCGCAUGCGUGACUCUGUGACGUCAUCCGUCGACUCGACCGAUUCUUUGAAUGCUCAAAAUUUGCAGAUAAAAGUCGAGGGUAUAACGGAAGAAGAGUCUUCAAAAAAUAGCGAAAUUUUUGCAGUGGCUAAAUGUACUAGGGCUUUAGAUGAAAUGCUCACUAAAGAAAGGGAAGAACAUUCCAGAAAGAAGAUUAACGAUAAUAAAAACUCCAAAGACGUUGAAAAACUAAAUCAAAGUCAAACGGAUUUGAAAUAUCGUUCUGAAAAGACUGGCCACUCUGAUGGAACUCAAGAAACCUGCGCUGGAGUUGAUCGCAAGAAAAAAUUGUCAAAGGAAUAUGAGGUACAAAGUACCCAGAUUGGACAAUCAAGAAAUGAACUUAUGAAAUCGUCUUGCGCUUUACCUUGUGGGAUGUCGGCUCAAAACCAAGAAUCUCCCCGCACGCCACGUCGGAGAACAGUAGGGACUUCGACUCCAUCUCAGAAAGGUGACGUCAUAGAAGACUGGGAACGAAAAACGACUGGUAACGAAACUGAGGCAAUGAGAAGGUUCACGCUUGGUGCAAUGGACCUGCGCAGUGAUGAUAAGCGUAGAAGCCUAAAUUUAUGGGGUGAGGAACACAACCUUCGACCUUCCCCACCCCCCAGGGAUUUAAGUCGAACACCAAUCACAGUUGUUACUUCACCGGAAAUGAAAUCUUUCCGGAAGAAAAUUCGUUCACCGGAAGUUGAUUUUUCUCAUGGUCGUGGUCCAUUUGAGCAUGCGCAAGAGCUUGGUAAAAAAAAUGGCAAUGAAAAUGCAGGCGUUCAUACUACGCAUAAUUCAGCAAAAGGUAGAAAACUAGAUGCCUCCAAGACUGAGCUGAAAACGAAUGCGCCUCUCCCUUUCAAUCUUCCUGUUAUUUCUCCUCUUGAUAAUAUUGGAUGGAAGGGAAAAGAAAGGGAAGGAAAAGAAUCCGGGAAAAACUCGCAAGUGGAAAAGACAGCAGUAAGAAGAACACUGUCUGACAGCGUGAGCCAUGAAAGAAGGCGCGCAAGCGCAUCGGGGACCAGGCAUGUUCACCACAGUAACGGCAAAGAAGAAUCAAGCAGCGCAUGCGUUAUUGAUUCCACCGCUGGAACGACGAAGUUGGUAACUCGUGAGAGAAGCUCUUCGUUUACCCCACUUUCAACAACUGCGUCCACCACAGGAACCCCGCCACAGGAACGCAAAGCAAGCAACGUAAGCCCGUGCUGUGACAUCGUCACCAUGGCAACGUCGUCCACCGGGGAACCUCUUCGAUGUCACAGCCCACGAAACAAACUCUCUAGCGACUUGCCAGAUCUUGUCUUGCAUACGCCCAGGUCACGUGGUCGAUCGCCGUCUAAUCUCGAUCCAUUUUCCCUGGCUCCCGAACUUCACGUGUCCGAUCAGUAUCAUACACGCUACGCCAGGUCGGUCCCUUCGUCGUCAGAAACCUUGAAUCCGACCGGAAGUCAAUCCUAUUUGACCGGAAGUCACAACCACUUACCGGAAGUGGUGAGUAGCACCACAGGAAGCCCGAAACAAAGACGGCUGGCAUUUUUACCCCCGCUGAAUAUUUCUCGGAAGCAGCAAGACCAGCCAGAAGAGGGCUACUUUUCCUGUUCUCCUUCUCCUCUGGAUGUUGAAAGCUCAAGCAGAAGCAAGGAAAAAUCAAAGUACUCGUUCAAACCGCCUUCACCGCGCCUUGUAAAUCGACCAGUGAAGAAUCUGUUGCCAUAGUAACUGUUACCAAAGCAAUGAUAAAAUUAAAGUAAUCUGUACGAGUUGCGCAAUCAUUUUGGUUUCCCACCGUGAAAAUUUCCUGCGCCUUAUGGAAUAAACUAUCCGGAAUGACGAAUCCGUUACCUAGUAACUGUUACCAUAGUAAUGAUGAAAUGUGACUCAUUUGGCAUGCAUGUCGUACAAGAGUGUUGGAUUUUAUGCUUUAUAAUGCCUGCCUGAGCAUUAUCAUGAGCCAUCGUUAUUUGUGGGUAAGUGCGCCUAGUUAAGUGCGCAAGCAAAGGGAAAGGGCGUCACCGGAAGCGCACACAAACUUUGAGGAAGAUGCACUUGGAGGGACGUCAAAAAGAAAGAGCAACCUGAUUAUUAAAUGAUCGACCAAGUUUGGCAGAAGAAUUUUGUAUCUGUAUAUCUAAUUUAUAAAUAGUCCCUUUUACCUUGGGCAUGUUUUGCCAUUUCAGACCAUGUCAUUCCCUUGAGUAUCAUUUCUUUCUUUACUAGGAAUGCUUUUC